GCGAUGUAAACAAAUGCAGCAUGAGUCUUACUCUGUUAGCACAGAAAUGUCAAUUCUCAUAAGUGAUAUUUAGAAGAUAUGGCUGCAAUAAACAUCCCGAUUGUCCAGUUGGAAGACGUAAACAGCUCCUACAUUGAGAGAAAACCAUUUGUGUUGAGAGGGUGUGAUAUCGGAUCUUGUGUGGAAAAAUGGACAAAUGAGUAUCUGUCAAAAAUGAUAGGGGAUGAGGAAGUGAAAAUCCAUGUCUCAGAGUCACCCUCUUUAGAUUUUCUGCAGAAGAAUUUUGCAUAUAAGACUCUAAAAUUUGGAGAACUGCUUUCACGUGCAGCUGAGGAAGCGCAUAGUGAAAAACAUUAUUUCAUAUCCAAAUCAGAGUAUUACUACCUGCGUUCUGUCGGUAAGGAUCCAAGAAAGGAAGUUGCGGAUAUACGGCAACAAUAUCCUGAAUUGUCUCAGGACUUGCUUUUUCCUGGUUUUGUUCCAGAAAAUCAAAUAUUUUCCAGUAUUUUUAGGGUGGCCUCCGCCAAUGUUUCCAUCUGGACACAUUAUGAUGUGAUGGACAAUGCACUCAUACAGGUAAAAGGACGUAAAAAGGCCGUCUUGUUUCCACCAACUGACGCCCUCAACUUGUAUUUAAAUGGAGAUAAAUCGGAAGUAUUGGACAUAGAUCAUCCAGAUUUAAAGAAGUUUCCCAAAUUCAGUAACGCAACAAGAUAUGAAAGUUGCUUAUUACCUGGGGAUGUUCUCUUCAUUCCUGCUUUAUGGUUCCACAACAUGAAGUACUUGGAUUUUGGUAUAGCUGUUAAUGUGUUUUGGAAAGAGCUUGAUCCUAUGUUGUAUGACAAGAAGGAUCCUUAUGGAAAUAAAGACCACCUACCGGCACAGCAAGCUUUUAUGUCAGUGGACAAGGCACUUGCAACCUUAUCCAAGUUACCUGCCAGCUAUAAGGAAUUCUAUUGUCUCAAGCUUAUAUCUCAUAUUCAGAAAAAA
Uloborus diversus is the source of this 990-nucleotide messenger RNA. Its product is annotated as tRNA wybutosine-synthesizing protein 5-like. Gene Ontology annotation, molecular function: tRNA binding; 2-oxoglutarate-dependent dioxygenase activity. Gene Ontology annotation, biological process: wybutosine biosynthetic process. The transcript has 7 exons. NCBI's taxonomy places the organism in Eukaryota, Metazoa, Arthropoda, Arachnida, Araneae, Uloboridae. The record is from RefSeq and is a predicted model, not a curated record. The annotation marks the transcript as partial.